CUCCCCUCCCCCCUUCCGCUCUCCCACUCUUUCCUCCUCCCCGGCUCUAGCUGACCGCCCGUCCCCUCUGCCCUGUCCGCCUGUCUGGACCGCACGCCCACGCUUGGACUCCGGUCUGCUUGGGCCGGUUCCUCCCCGCCACUUUGCUGUCUCCUGGGCCUCUGCGGGCCCUUGCCCCGGCCCACCCGUCGCUAGCGCGGGCUGUGCCCCUCCGGCUCUGUCUCCUCUCUGGCUCGCCUCGUGCCGGGCGGCUCGGCUUUUCCCGCCCGCCGGCGCUGGGGCCGCCCGAGCGCUGGCCCUGGCGGCGGGGGUGCGGCCGGCUGCCUAGCGGGCACUGCGCCCUCGGAGGCGUCGAGUCACCUUCUCCGCGGUUCCUCUCGCAGCGCCCGGCCCGUCGCGCGGGGUCUCGGCCCCGCACUGCUUCCGGACCUUGGACGUCGUGGCGUCGGCUUCCCUGGCCUCGGUCUGUCCGCCUCAGGCAACUCUGGUAGCUCUCCUGGUCUGAUUGCUUUGAAGAAAGAAUAGUAGAGGAAAAAAUAGAAUAAAUCAUGUCGGAGAUACUUGACCUCUCUUUUCUGUCUGACAUGGAAAGGGAUUUGAUCCUCAGUGUUAUACAACGAGAUGAGGAGCUCCGGAAAGCAGAUGAGAAAAGGAUUAGGCGACUGAAGAAUGAGUUACUGGAGAUGAAAAGGAAAGGGGCCAAGAGGGGCAGCCAACACUAUAGCGAUCGGACCUGUGCCCGGUGCCAGGAAAGCCUGGGCCGUUUGACUCCCAAGACCAACACUUGUCGGGGUUGUAAUCACCUGGUGUGCCGGGACUGCCGCAUCCAGGAAAGCAAUGGUACCUGGAGGUGCAAGGUGUGCGCCAAGGAAAUAGAACUGAAGAAGGCAACUGGAGACUGGUUUUAUGACCAGAAAGUGAAUCGCUUUGCUUACCGCACAGGGAGUGAGAUAAUCAGGAUGUCCCUGCGCCGCAAACCUGCAGUGAAUAAAAGAGAGACAGUGGGACAGUCCCUCCUUCAUCAGUCACAGAUGGGCGAUAUCUGGCCAGGAAGAAAAAUCAUUCAGGAGCAACAGAAGGAGCCCAGUGUGCCAUUUGAAGUGCCCAAGCUGAAAAGUGGGAAGAGUGCGCUGGAGGCUGAGAGUGAGAGUCUGGAUAGCUACACAGCUGACUCAGAUAGCACAUCCAGGAGAGACUCUCUGGAUAAAUCUGGCCUCUUUCCAGAAUGGAAGAAGAUGUCUGCCCCCAAAUCUCAAGUAGAAAAGGAAACUCAGCCUGGGGGUCAAAACGUGGUAUCUGUCGAUGAGAGUGAAAUGAUAUUCAAGAAGAACACCAGAAAAAUCCUCAGGCCUUCAGAAUACACUAAAUCUGUGAUCGAUCUUCGCCCAGAAGAUGUGGGGCAUGAAAGUGGCUCCUUGGGAGACAGAAGCAAAUCUGUCCCAGGCCUCAGUGUGGAUAUGGAAGAGGAAGAAGAAGAAGAAGACAUCGACCACCUGGUGAAGUUGCAUCGCCAGAAGCUAGCCAGAAGCAGCAUGCGAAGUGGCUCCUCCAUGAGUACAAUCGGCAGCAUGAUGAGCAUCUAUAGCGAAGCUGGCGAUUUUGGGAACAUCUUUGUGACUGGCAAGAUUGCCUUUUCCCUGAAGUAUGAGAAGCAAACACAGACUCUGGUCAUCCACGUGAAGGAGUGCCACCAGCUGGCUUAUGCUGAUGAAGCCAAGAAGCGCUCUAACCCAUACGUGAAGACGUAUCUUCUGCCUGACAAGUCCCGCCAAGGAAAAAGAAAAACCAGCAUCAAGCAGGAUACUGUCAAUCCACUCUAUGAUGAGAUCCUCAGAUAUGAGAUCCCAGAAUCUCUCCUGGCCCAGAGGACUUUGCAGUUCUCGGUUUGGCAUCAUGGUCGUUUUGGCAGAAACACUUUCCUUGGAGAGGCAGAGGUCCAGAUGGAUUCCUGGAAGCUUGAUAAGAAACUGGAUCAUUGCCUCCCUUUACAUGGAAAGAUCAGUGCUGAGUCCCCGCCUGGCUUGCCAUCACACAAAGGCGAGUUGGUGGUUUCAUUGAAAUACAUCCCAGCCUCCAAACUCCCUGUUGGAGGUGACCGGAAAAAGAGUAAAGGUGGGGAAGGGGGAGAGCUCCAGGUGUGGAUCAAAGAAGCCAAGAACCUGACAGCUGCCAAAUCUGGAGGGACUUCAGACAGCUUUGUCAAGGGAUACCUCCUUCCCAUGAGGAACAAGGCCAGUAAGCGUAAAACUCCUGUGAUGAAGAAGACCCUGAAUCCCCACUACAACCAUACAUUUGUCUACAAUGGUGUGAGGCUGGAAGAUCUACAAAACAUGUGUCUGGAACUGACUGUGUGGGACCGGGAGCCCCUGGCCAGCAAUGACUUCCUGGGAGGGGUCAGGCUGGGUGUUGGCACUGGGAUCAGUAAUGGGGAAGUGGUGGACUGGAUGGACUCGACUGGGGAAGAAGUGAGCCUGUGGCAGAAGAUGCGACAGUACCCAGGGUCUUGGGCAGAAGGGACUCUGCAGCUCCGUUCCUCGAUGGCCAAGCAGAAGCUGGGCUUAUGAGUCCCUGUCCUUCUCUGCAGGUUCAGCUCUGUCCAGGGCAAGUCAGAAGAAGUGAAGAAACCAAGAGCAAAGAUUUAUAAUUUAAUGUGUGUGUGU
Molecule: messenger RNA, 2660 nt
Organism: Diceros bicornis minor
Lineage: Eukaryota; Metazoa; Chordata; Mammalia; Perissodactyla; Rhinocerotidae
Gene: SYTL4
Product: synaptotagmin like 4
Exons: 17
Coding region: 549-2564 (671 amino acids)
Biological process (GO): intracellular protein transport; exocytosis
Cellular component (GO): exocytic vesicle; plasma membrane
Molecular function (GO): neurexin family protein binding; phospholipid binding; small GTPase binding
Source: RefSeq, a predicted model, not a curated record